UUGGCUCCUGAAACUUGUUGGAGUCUCACCUUUAUUUUAAAAACAAACUCUCAGAACCUGCAGGCCCAUCCUGCGACCCGCCGUCCUGAUCCCGCCCAGUAUACAGAGGAGCUCGGUGUCGGUCCAAUGCUGGCAGCAGUAGAACAGAACAGGUCUGUGUGAACAGAACCCAGUGAGGACGGUCUGCAGGCUUCAGACUCACGUGACCAACAAGUCCGCUCUGAACCUGGAUCCUUACGGACGUCUUUGGACUCAUUUGACAUCAUCUUCAUCAGAACCCGGUACCGCGGAUGAUGCACCCAGCCACGGGACAGAACCAUUCCCGAAUUGGAUUCCACCUAGAAGUACCGACUCCUCUGGGCCAGGGCCGGGUGAACCAGCUCGGAGGGGUCUUCAUUAACGGCCGGCCUCUUCCGAACCACAUCCGACACAAGAUCGUGGAGCUGGCCCACCACGGGGUCCGGCCCUGCGUCAUCUCCCGCCAGCUGCGGGUCUCCCACGGCUGCGUGUCCAAAAUCCUGUGCAGGUACCAGGAGACCGGUUCCAUCCGACCCGGAGCCACCGGGGGCAGUAAACCCAGACAGGUUCCCACUCUGGACGUGGAGAAGAAGAUCGAGGAGUUGAAACAGAACAAUCCGGGAAUGUUCAGCUGGGAGAUCCGAGACAAACUCCUGAGAGAUGGACUGUGUGACUCCAGAACCGUCCCAUCAGUGAGUUCAAUCAGCCGUGUACUUCGAGGUCAUUUUGGAAAAAAAGAUGAAGACGAGGAAUGUGAGAAAAAGGACGAAGAUGAAAAAAAGAGAAGCAAACACAGCAUCGAUGGAAUUCUCAGAGACAAAG
This is a messenger RNA of Austrofundulus limnaeus, 840 nucleotides long. RefSeq names its product paired box protein Pax-7. The record is from RefSeq and is a predicted model, not a curated record. Gene Ontology annotation, biological process: regulation of transcription by RNA polymerase II; anatomical structure development. Lineage: Eukaryota; Metazoa; Chordata; Actinopteri; Cyprinodontiformes; Rivulidae. Gene Ontology annotation, molecular function: DNA-binding transcription factor activity, RNA polymerase II-specific; RNA polymerase II cis-regulatory region sequence-specific DNA binding.